Molecule: messenger RNA, 1905 nt
Organism: Gigantopelta aegis
Lineage: Eukaryota; Metazoa; Mollusca; Gastropoda; Neomphalida; Peltospiridae
Exons: 4
Coding region: 1-765 (254 amino acids)
Source: RefSeq, a predicted model, not a curated record
AUGCCAGGCCCAACACCUACCCCAGGAAAUGUAUCAGGCUCUGAGAAUGGUGAGGCAACAGAAAGUCCAGCUAGAUCUGAUACGCCAGGUUCAACACCUACCCCAGGACAUGUAUCAGGCUCUGAGAAUGACGAGACAACAGAAAGUCCAGCUAGAUCUGAUAGUCCAGGCCUAACAUCUACCCCAGGAAUUGUAUCAGACUCUGAGAAUGGUGAGGCAACAGAAAGUCCAGCUAGAUCUGAUACGCCAGGCUCAACACCUACCCCAGGAAAUGUAUCAGGCUUUGAGAAUGAUGAGACAACAGAACGUCUUGCUAGAUCUAAUAAUCCUGGCCCAACACCUACCCCAGGAAAUUCAGUUGUCAUUGCUGUGGUAAAUACGAAGGGCUUUAAUCGAGCUCUCUCACCUCUUCCUGUCAGACAACAGAAAAGGAACCGGAAACCAACCUAUGCUGAUGAACAUCGGAAGUUAAAGUUGGCAGAGGACCAGUCUGAUCUUCAAACAGAUCCUGAGGAGGCACUGGUGAUGGGCAGACUAAUUCGAAAACGCAAGAAGAAACAGUUAUCUAGUAGCAGUAGCGAGGAUGACGAUGAUGAGACAUACAAACCCAAUCCGACCAAGAAAGUUAAAGGUGUCGAAAGAGAGAUGCUUAAAGCCAUCUCAGGCAUCCAGGUGUCUUUGGAUGGUAUAACAAAGGAAUUAAAAUGGCAACGGAAACAAAUGAACACCAUAAUGAAUAAAUUGGAGGGACAUCCCAGCAUGUAGAAACAGAACAUGUAUUGGAAGGGCUUAAUCUACCGCUUGUUUCUGUGCAGGAAGUUGAAGCAACGCUGUCUGAAAAGAAUGUCCGGACUGCCCUGGUGUGUAAACACCUGCAAUAAUCACACAAUUACAUAACACAUUUAUACAAUGCAAUACAUACAAUUUGUGGUCGAAGUGCUUUAUGGACAGCUUAUGUUUAAAUUAAACAUGCAUAAUAGUGUGGUAUUGAAACAAUACAUUUGGUAAAAUCAUGUGCAUAGAUAUAGUAUAAAAGAAAUUCAUAACUUUGUAGCCUGCAGACCCUUUGACUACCCAGGUAUGAAAAUCAUGUGUACUAAAAAUUACCUUCGAAAUGUAUGCAAUUUAAUCCAACCUCCUAUCUUGUAGGAUUUUCUCCCAAAAUUUCUGAAAGAAAUGUUAAGUACUAGGUUAAUAAAAUAUGGUAUUACAGUGUUUAUAAUUUAUUUUGCUAGUAAAAUGCACACCUUUGUCAAAAAUAAUCUGUGAUUGGGCCGGUACUGGUUGAGGAUAUUGGACCGGUACUGGUUACAAAUAUUGGCCUUGUACUGGUUGAGGAUAUUGGACCGGUACUGGUUACAAAUAUUGGCCUUGUACUGGUUGAUGAUAUUGGCCCAAUGUUACUGCAUAUAUUGGGCCAAUAAUGCAUUUGUGUACUGUGCCAAUACCGGGCCAAUACUGGAAAAUUGUAAUGGACCAAUACCCCGCCGAUGAGCAAGAAUUUAAUGGGCCAGUACUGGUUGACGAUAUUGGCCCAACGGAACUGGAUUUAUUGGGCCAGUAUUGGGCCAAUACUGCAAUGUUAAUUGGGAAUUUAGUAUAAACUGUCUGACCGGCCGUAUCUUAUCAAUACAGAAAGACACAAUUAUUCUAAUAGGCCUUUAGGCCUUUAGGCCUAAUAGUUGUAGGUUGAAGAAGAAGAAAAAAACCCAAAACAUUUAAGGAAAUAUUAAUUACAUAAUUUUGCUAACAAGUAGUGUAGUGGUAGUCUCAAGAAUAAUAGUAUUUCCUGGAUACAGUCUUGAGUGUCAUUGGUGUUACUUGUUUUGUCAUUGGUGUCAUUUCUCAAGAAACUUUAUUUUUGAAAUUUAAAUUGUUUAUUUAGGAAAGAAAGAAAAAAAUGUU